AUGAGGAACUGCGCAAACAUGUUGAGUCCCUUCUUUGGAUACUCAUGUCUCAUUUACACCAUCAUUGGGUGGUUUGUGUCACAGUCCCUCUAUCUAGAAACGCUUCGCAGGCUGGUUGCGGUACCUGACCUUGUAGCAUUUUGGCCGUUGAAUGACAUACAUCUUCUUCAGGACAAGUCUGGUAACGGGAAUGAUGCAAUCGACCUUUGGGGCAAUGUAACGUUGACAUACAAAACUUUCCUAAGUUGCAACGUUUAUGAAUUCCGCGGUAAUCCCAGCUCGUAUCUUAUUUUUCCAAACAAUAAUGGUGAUUUCGACACUGCAAGGUCAACCACUAUCAUGGCAUGGGUUUGUCCAUAUGGUAAUCCAGGUCCUAUUUUCUACUUCGAUUCGUCAUUGCAGGAUGAGGGUGUUCAAAUAUCGCAAGUGAUGGAUAAUAAUGCAGCUGGGUUGUCUGCAAGCGUGAAAUUUACCAAACACGAUGGAACUCCAGUGACACCAUUAAAACAGGAAAUACCAGCGUUGAAUACAUGGUAUCACCUGGCUGUUGUCUACGACUAUGAGAAUGACAAGGGGCACUUGUAUAUCAAUGGGAAUUUGGAAUCGGCACCCUUUGAAGGAGAAAUAGCAACUCAAUAUGAUGCACAAGCCGGCGCUGCACUUCUUCCUCAAGAAUGGUUUAAUGGUUCCAUAACUUGUAUACAAAUUUACAAUGGAACAUUGAAUGAAGCUGAAGUUAAGGCAGCCAUGUAUCCCAAUGAAUGCAAGUGUACUGGCCCGAAACAUGAUCCUCACAUUACCACUUUAGACGGACGUGCUUACAGUUUUCAAGGCAUGUGUUGGUAUACACUUGUAAAAGACUGCUCCAGCAACAACCCUCAGUUUGAAAUUACCGCUGAUUUAGCACCAGGAAACGAUAUCGGUGAUCAAAUUAGAACCAGAGCUGUUGCCAUCAAUGUUACAGUUGGAGAUGAAAGCGUUGUCGUUGAUCAGGAUAAUGUUGCGAGUGUGCGUGAAGACAGUCUCAACAAUAUAAGCAUAGUACAGGAAGGCGACAUGGCAUUAUUGACUUUCAAGCUGAAGGAUACAACAUUCAAGAUAUUCUGGAUUGGGAGGAAACACGUUUUCAAUAUCGAAUUUACUGGUGAUUAUUAUCGCGGGGAAAUGUGUGGACUGCUUGGUAAUGCUGACGGUAAUGCCAAAAAUGACUUCCUGAGACCCGAUGGUGUUAUUGUAAAAGAUGCUAUUGAGUUUGGAGAAAGCUGGAAAGUUCCUGGCAAACAGUAA
Saccoglossus kowalevskii is the source of this 1287-nucleotide messenger RNA. Its product is annotated as BMP-binding endothelial regulator protein-like. Lineage: Eukaryota; Metazoa; Hemichordata; Enteropneusta; Harrimaniidae. The record is from RefSeq and is a predicted model, not a curated record.